AUGCCUCUCGAAGGGCGUCUUUAUAUCAGACCCGCAGUGUUCAAACAGUUUUGUAUCGUUGACGUCGAAAGUCGGAUUCCCGUGGCAGCCCGAAAGUCGUCCCUCAGUUCUGGUGCAGAUAUGAAUGUGUUCCUCAACGCAAUAACCAUCUGGGUGUUGUCGCUGCUGUCUGUGACGGUCUGGCUGGCACUGCAACUCUACGACAACAUCCACACGUAUUUGAUGUAUCCGACAAUAGUCAGCAGGAGGAUUGUCUCCCCUGGCAGCAUGGCAUUUCCGGCCGUGACCUUGUGCAACGUCAACCCACUGAGAACACGCAGUUUGUUCGCCAUGGAGGAAGGGGAUCAUGCUUCUCCGACUGUAUACGAAGCUAUUACAGAGUACUACAGGCUGAUCAACCCUUCUCCCGACACAAGUGAUGGACAGACAGACAUUAGGACAAAGAGGUUUCUGGAAGUCUUGGGACCAUACCUGGACAGGAUCUCACCACGUGACCUCUACACGGCAGCGUCACACAAGGCAGAAGCGUUCAUACAUAGGUGCGAGUGGAGGAAUGAGCGCUGUGGCCCUGAUGACUUCACUCCUACCCUCACGGACGCUGGGUUGUGUUACAUCUUUAACCAGAACGCGUCUCUCCACACGGAGAUUUCAGACUUUUUGUAA
Haliotis rufescens (red abalone) is the source of this 663-nucleotide messenger RNA. RefSeq names its product acid-sensing ion channel 1A-like. The record is from RefSeq and is a predicted model, not a curated record. The transcript has 5 exons. Gene Ontology annotation, molecular function: ligand-gated sodium channel activity. Lineage: Eukaryota; Metazoa; Mollusca; Gastropoda; Lepetellida; Haliotidae. Gene Ontology annotation, cellular component: membrane. Gene Ontology annotation, biological process: sodium ion transmembrane transport. Bases 1 to 663 code for a protein of 220 amino acids.